AUGGCACCAGGCUCCCUGUACCUGCUGUCCGAGGCAUUGGGGAGGACGGGUGCCAACGCGUUGCCCUAUGGCGACGACUUCAAGUUUGCAGUCCGGCAGCAAGUUCAGGAGGUCCUGACGACAGUCAAGUACAAUAUCCCGGUGGCUGUCUGGCUGCCGGAGCAGUUCCCCCUGGCACCCCCCAUCGUGUAUGUCGUGCCGACCCCUGACAUGAUGAUCAAGCCAGGGCAUUCGGUGGUCGACCCAUCCGGCUCUGUGGCUUCCCUGUACCUAGAAAACUGGCUGUACCCAGGGUCAAAUCUUCGAAUCCUGGCAGAGGCGCAGGACCUGGCCACGGAGGACGCGCUGUACGUGCUGGACGGCCUGCUGAACAGGGGCGGCAUUGCGCCGGAGGCCUACCUGAAGCAGGCCAAGCUGGUGAUCAUCUCCAACAACUGCCCCUCCGUGCGCAAGUCCGAGAUCGAGUACUACGCCAUGCUUUCCAAGUCCAGCGUGCACCACUUCUCGGGCAACAACGUGGACCUGGGCACCGCCUGCGGAAAGCUGCACCGCGUGUCUGUCCUCACCAUCACCGACGCUGGCGACUCGGACAUCCUAAAGACCACCGAGUGA
Auxenochlorella protothecoides is the source of this 612-nucleotide messenger RNA. Its product is annotated as 60S ribosomal protein L30. Gene Ontology annotation, molecular function: structural constituent of ribosome; RNA binding. The record is from RefSeq and is a predicted model, not a curated record. Lineage: Eukaryota; Viridiplantae; Chlorophyta; Trebouxiophyceae; Chlorellales; Chlorellaceae. Gene Ontology annotation, biological process: protein transport; protein modification process. The transcript has 4 exons. The coding region runs from base 1 to 612 and encodes 203 amino acids. Gene Ontology annotation, cellular component: cytosolic large ribosomal subunit.